AUGUCUUGUGUCCACUACAAGUUCUUCUCCAAGUUGAGCUAUGACACAGUCACCUUUGGCGGCCUCCACAUCUCCCUGUGCGACCUCAAGCGCCGGAUCAUGGGCCGUGAAAAGCUGAAGGCGGCCAACUGCGACCUGCAGAUCACCAACACCCAGACCAAAGAAGAAUACACAGAUGAUCAUGCCCUGAUUCCUAAGAACUCAUCGGUAAUUGUUAGAAGAAUCCCUGUGGGAGGAGUUAAAGCUACCAGCAAAACCUUUGUUCUAAGUCGAACUGAGCCAGUGAGUGGAACACCAAAAGCAGUAUGUAAAAACACCAUCUCAGACUUUUUUCUCCACACUGCACUUAAUUCUCAACAAUGCCUGCUGGUUAAAGAGUCAACGUCAAGAGAUGGCCCAGGAUGGCAGCAGGGCCAGCGGUGCUGCUUUCUGGAUCCUGUGGUGGCGGGUGACCAAGUGGAGAUGUACCGUGUGCUGGAGAGCGUCCUGCAGGGAGGUGAGAGCCAGCUGCAGAGUAACGCUGAGACCCGCCUGACAGCAAAGUCGCCCGGUGGCCGCAGAGCAGCCCAGGAAGUCUCUAGCAUUUCUACCCAGGAGGGAGAUGUCCAGAAAGGACUGUCCUUGUACCCUGCUGUCAGCCUUCAGCCUAGAGAAAGGUCUGGCAGUGGUGUAUGCUUCACGGUAACCUAA
Gavia stellata (red-throated loon) is the source of this 690-nucleotide messenger RNA. RefSeq lists its product as uncharacterized. Gene Ontology annotation, cellular component: nucleus. NCBI's taxonomy places the organism in Eukaryota, Metazoa, Chordata, Aves, Gaviiformes, Gaviidae. The coding region runs from base 1 to 690 and encodes 229 amino acids. The transcript has 6 exons. Gene Ontology annotation, biological process: protein ubiquitination; ubiquitin-dependent protein catabolic process; mRNA processing. Gene Ontology annotation, molecular function: ubiquitin protein ligase activity; zinc ion binding. The record is from RefSeq and is a predicted model, not a curated record.